AUGAGGUUGACUCCAACAGAAGAGAGGACGGUGGAGCAAAUGACGCAUCAGAACAUAAAACCACGAGACAUUCUUGCUGCCAUUAAAGAGAACCCCCAUAAUGUCUCAACAAGAAACACCAUAUACAACGCUCUGGCUAAAUUGGGUCGAAUGGAACAAGUCGACGAGACUCCAAUGCAUAUACUUUUCAACCGGUUGGAGAAGGUUGGGUUUGUUUUUUACCAUAGAACAUCUCAUAACGGCGAACGGGUCGAGGAUGUUUUCUUCAUCCACCCGGAGUCGAACAUGUUGUGGCGCGCCUUCCCGCAUGUGUUGCUUAUCGACGCCACCUACAAGACGAAUCGGUACAAAAUGCCGCUAGUCCAGAUUAUCGGUGUUACAUCCACGUUGAUGUCGUUUUGCAUUGCUCAUGCGUUCGUAAGCAACGAGAAACAGGAAAACUUCACAUGGGUUCUACAGAGGUUGAAACACUCAUUAGACAGUGUUAUCGAACCCCGUGUAAUAGUAAUCGAUAGAGAUCGCGCCCUAAUGAACGCAUGUGCAACCGUGUUUCCCAGGGCUAGACAUUCAUUGUGUAGGUGGCACAUACAGCAAAACAUCUUCAAGCAUUGCAGGCAAAGCUUUAAAACAGAGGAUACAUGGGGAAGGUUUCUUUACAAGUGGGGCGAGCUAACUAACUCAACGACCGAUCUUGACUACAACUACUGGUCCGAGCGAAUACGAUCAAACUUGCCACGCAAAAAAUCCGACGAGAUUAUGAACUAUUUGGAUUCAAUCUGGUUACAACCAUAUAGAGACCGGUUUGUUUCGUUCUGGAGCGACCAACAUCUGAACUUCGGUCAAAAUACAACGAACAGGGCAGAGGGUCAACAUGCCCUUUUGAAGCAGUACCUAGGCGACUCUAAUUACACCCUAGAGAAAGUGGUACCACUUAUCGAUAAGCUCAUAAGAAACCAGGUGACAGAAAUCAAAGGCAGCAUUGAAACAAGCAGGAGGCGAACAUUGGGUCAUCAUAACAAACCAAUAUUUAAUCUCCUACUAAAGAAGGUUUCACAUGCCUGCCUAGAGUUUAUAUCAGACGAAGUAAAUGAAAUAGAAAAAUUAAAGUUAUAUAACCGUACAUGCGCGUGCCGUUUGUAUACAAGCUGUGGGUUGCCGUGCGCGUGUCGGUUGGAACCGUAUACAACGAAUGGUCAAAUGAUCCCGUUGGAGUUGAUAGACCCUUUUUGGAGAAAGUUAAAUUUGGACUCCAUAGUCGAACCGAGCAAGGUGUACUCUUUCGACUUAGAUGGAGAAUUUGCGCUUCUCAAACAACAUUUAAGUGCUCAGCCGAGAGAACUAAAGAAAAACUUGAUUCAAAAGAUGAAGGAGUUGGUACAACUCAAUAAGACGAAGCUUAAACAACCAGUUGUGCAAAAAAACACACGGGGUCGUCCAACUUUAAAAGCUCAGCAACAAAGGAAGGAUGAUUCGUUUACGGAGCCUUCAAGACACAGCUUUUUUACAACGCAGGACCAGUAUAGUGAUUCACAAGAUUCGUUUGGCACACAAGAGUCAACGAUCGAACCUACCAGGGAUAGCUCGUUUGUCGACUCACAAAGUUAUUGUACUGAAACACCUAUGUUCUUCAGCGAGAUUGUGAAAGGCGCUAAGAAUUCGAAAACAAAAAACAAGGUCGCAAAAUCAAAGGAAGAGCCACCAGACUUACCUUUGCUGCCUGUCGGACAAGUUAAUAUGUUCAUGCACUUCAAAAAGUACAUUCCACCGUGCUUCUAUCCACACCUCAGUCACAUACAAAAUGUGCAGGGUGAUGGUAAUUGUGGGUUUCGAUCUAUAGCGGUCGGCUUAUCGCUUAAAGAGUGGCAGUGGCCGUUCAUACGGGAGCAUCUUCAUGAUGAGUGUAACCGGUUCCACGAAUUUUGGAAAAAGAUACAUGAAGUUCAGUAUCAACAUCAUUAG
Molecule: messenger RNA, 1959 nt
Organism: Helianthus annuus (common sunflower)
Lineage: Eukaryota; Viridiplantae; Streptophyta; Magnoliopsida; Asterales; Asteraceae
Product: PKS-NRPS hybrid synthetase CHGG_01239-like
Exons: 3
Coding region: 1-1959 (652 amino acids)
Biological process (GO): regulation of DNA-templated transcription
Source: RefSeq, a predicted model, not a curated record